Molecule: messenger RNA, 480 nt
Organism: Coniosporium apollinis CBS 100218
Lineage: Eukaryota; Fungi; Ascomycota; Dothideomycetes
Exons: 2
Coding region: 1-480 (159 amino acids)
Source: RefSeq, a predicted model, not a curated record
AUGCGCCGUUACGAAGAGUCUCCGCCAGUCCAGGAACAGGGCCAAGCCAGCGUGGUCGGACAAGAAGGCAUGCCGCCGCCCGCAGCAAGACCUCGUGGUCCGAAGCUCAAAUUCACCCCGGAAGACGACCAACUGCUCGUCGACUUGAAGGAAAAGAAGAAUCUCACAUGGAAGCAGAUCGCGGAUUUCUUCCCUGGGAGAAGCUCUGGCACACUUCAGGUGCGCUAUUGCACGAAGCUGAAGGCGAAGACAACGAAUUGGACAGAAGAGAUGGUGGAUAGAUUGCGCCAGGCCAUGCGGGAAUACGAAACCGACCGCUGGCGCAUCGUCUCCGCGAAGGUCGGCAAUGGCUUCUCACCUGCAGCUUGCAGAGACAGGGCAGCGGAGCUGCAGGCCGAAGCAGAUCUGGAAGCUGAAGAAGGUUACGAGCAAACUGAGCUCGGUGGCGGCUCAAGCGAUCCUGCAGCACCCUUCCAGUAA